UUGGAUAUGCUCAGGGCGCUGUGUUUCCAAACAAUGGUCACUGGGUUAAACGUGGAUAUACUGAGAGACUGUCAAGGUUUCUGCUCAACUGCCCGGAGCGGAUAGUACGCCCGUGCAGCUGGCACCGCUCACAGGAUGUGGAAUAUGGCACAUGUAAAUAUGGGUUUCCUCGCGCUCCUGUGUCUUCCGACGCUGUUUUUCGACGUCCUCGUGCUGUCCCACAAAAGCAACAUCUAUGAGCGGUCGGCAGUCCCGCGAGCCGCACCUCGCUCCGUGGCCCGGAUGGAUGGAGAUGUGAUAAUCGGUGCCCUCUUCUCCGUCCACCACCAGCCGUCUGCUGAAAAAGUGGCUGAUCGUAAGUGUGGGGAUGUUCGGGAGCAGUACGGCAUCCAGCGGGUAGAGGCCAUGUUCCACACCCUGGACAGGAUCAAUUCCGACCCUUUCCUGCUCCCCAACAUCAGCCUGGGCUGUGAGAUCCGGGACUCCUGCUGGCACUCCUCCGUGGCCCUGGAGCAGAGCAUUGAGUUCAUCCGGGAUUCCCUCAUCUCCAUCCGGGAUGACAAGGACGGCUCCAAGUGGUGCAUAGACGGCACGCCGUCCAACCAACCCCCGCCCUCCAAGAAGCCUAUUGCGGGGGUGAUUGGGCCGGGUUCCAGCUCCGUUGCCAUCCAGGUACAGAACCUCCUACAGCUCUUCAACAUUCCUCAGAUUGCUUACUCAGCGACCAGUAUCGACCUGAGCGACAAGACUCUGUUUAAGUACUUCCUGCGGGUCGUGCCCUCUGACACGCUCCAGGCCCGGGCCAUGCUGGACAUAGUCCAACGCUACAACUGGACCUACGUGUCUGCGGUGCACACGGAGGGAAACUAUGGGGAGAGUGGCAUGGAGGCCUUCAAGGAGCUGGCCACCCAGGAGGGUCUGUGCAUCGCCCACUCUGACAAGAUCUACAGCAACGCUGGGGAGAAGCACUUUGACCGCCUGCUUAAGAAGCUCCGUGAACGUCUGCCCAAGGCUCGCGUGGUGGUGUGUUUCUGUGAGGGAAUGACUGUACGCGGCCUCCUAAUGGCCAUGAGACGUCUGGGUGUGGCUGGAGGAGAGUUCCUCCUCAUUGGCAGUGAUGGAUGGGCAGAUCGUGAUGAGGUGGUAGAGGGGUAUGAACAGGAAGCUGAAGGUGGUAUCACGAUGAAGCUGCAGUCAGAGGAAGUGAAGUCAUUUGAUGACUACUUCCUGAAGCUGCGUUUGGACACCAACUCACGGAACCCGUGGUUCCCAGAGUUCUGGCAGUACCGCUUCCAGUGCCGGCUGGCCGGACAUGCACAGGAAAUGAAGAAAUACAAGAAAGUCUGCUCCGGUGAUCUAGAUCUCCAAGGUGGCAACGAGAGUCUUCAUGAGAACUACGUCCAGGACAGUAAGAUGGGCUUCGUCAUUAAUGCCAUCUAUGCCAUGGCCCACGGUCUCCAUGACAUGCACAGUGAGCUGUGCCCUGGCCAGCCAGGCCUGUGUGAGGCCAUGGACCCCAUCGAUGGCAGUAAACUGCUGGAUUACCUGCUCAAGACCACCUUCAGAGGGGUAUCAGGGGAGGAUGUGUACUUCGAUGAGAACGGGGACACUCCUGGCAGGUAUGAUAUCAUGAACCUGCAAAGUGUGGGAGACGGUAGCUAUGACUACCAGCAGGUGGGCUCGUGGCACGAGGGCAUUCUGAACAUCGAUGACUGGAAGCUGUGGAUGAACAACAGUGACAUGGUCCGCUCCGUCUGCAGCGAGCCCUGCUCCAGGGGACAGAUCAAGGUGAUCAGGAAGGGCGAGGUGAGCUGCUGCUGGAUCUGCACUACCUGUAAGGACAAUGAGAUUGUCCGGGAUGAGUUCACCUGUCAAGCCUGUGACCUGGGCUGGUGGCCCGAUGACGAGCUGGAAGGUUGUGUGCCCCUGCCUCUGAACUACCUGGCCUGGUCAGACGUUGAAUCCAUCGUGGCAGUGUGUUUGUCCUGCGUGGGCAUCCUGGUCACCCUCUGGGUCAUCUUAAUCUUUGUGGUGUACCGCGACACGCCUGUGGUCAAGUCGUCCAGUCGUGAGCUGUGCUACAUCAUCCUGGUGGGCGUCUUACUGGGCUACAUCUGCCCAUUCACCCUGAUCGCCUAUCCCACUGUGGCAUCCUGCUACCUGCAGCGCCUCCUAGUCGGCCUCUCAGCCGCAAUGUGCUACUCCGCCCUGGUCACCAAAACCAACCGCAUCGCCCGCAUCCUGGCCGGCAGCAAGAAGAAGAUCUGCACCAAGAAGCCCCGCUUCAUGUCGGCCUGGGCCCAGGUAUUCAUCUCCUUCUUCCUCAUCAGCCUGCAACUCAUCCUGGAGAUAACCCUGAUCAUCCUGGAGCCUCCCAUGCCCGUCAAGUACUACCCCAGCAUCCGCGAGGUCUACCUCAUCUGCAACACCAGCACGGUGGGCAUGGUGGCCCCGCUGGGCUACAACGGCCUGCUCAUCAUGAGCUGCACCUACUACGCCUUCAAGACACGCAACGUCCCGGCCAACUUCAACGAGGCCAAGUACAUCGCCUUCACCAUGUACACCACCUGUAUCAUCUGGCUGGCCUUCGUUCCCAUCUACUUCGGCUCCAACUACAAGAUCAUCACCACGUCCUUCUCCGUGAGCCUGAGCGUCACCGUGGCGCUGGGGUGCAUGUUCUCGCCCAAGAUGUAUAUCAUCAUCGCCAAGCCAGAGAGGAACGUGAGGAGCGCCUUCACCACGUCCGAUGUAGUCAGGAUGCAUGUGGGAGACGGCCAGGCGGCUCAGCAAAGCAAGAGCAUUCUCAACAUGUUCCGUAGGAAGAAGAACAAAAACGGAAGCACCAAUUCUAAUGGCAAGUCUGUGUCAUGGUCUGAACCAGGUGCAAGACACCCUCAGAGGGGGGGGAAUGUGUGGCACAGACUGUCUGUGCAUGUGAGGAAACAGGAAGCCGGCUCGAAUCAGACGGCGGUCAUCAGGCCCCUAACUAACGUCACCGUCGACCCCCACAGCUGCGACCCCCACCACCAUGGCCCUGGCACAGACCCCCACCUCCCCCACCCCGGCACCAAGGCUCUGUACAACCUGGCGGAGGAGGAGGACGAGGGGGGGGAAGCACGCCCUCGCUGGACUCCCUCCCACUCCCACUCUGGAAUGCUCCACGGGCAGGACUCGGAGGAGCCACCCUCUUAUUCUCACUUAACGGACUGUACCACUGAGCAUUUGCAGGGGGCGAUGGUGGACACGCACAGCUCCAAUGUCCCUGGAUUUAAUGACACAAUGGGUGCCCCCGGCAUUCAGGCCAGCUCCACCAACCAACCCCAAAGCUUCACCUUCUCCCAGCGUUCCCAUCCCCUGCAAGGGGGUGCUUCUUUUGGAGAGGAGGACCUCAUCUCCUCCCUGGAGGGGGCUGAGGGGGAGGCACUGGACCUCCUACACAGCUACACAGAGGAGGAGGAAGAGGACGAUGAGAAGGAGGAGCUGGCUCAGAGUAAGCUGACUCUGGAAGACUCCUUGGCUUUGACUCCACCCUCCCCCUUCAGGGACUCAGUGUGUUCUGCCGGGUCGGUUCCCGGCUCCCCUGUCUCUGAGUCGGUCUUCUGCAGCCCCCCGAGCUCCGCUUAUUCCUCCGUCAUCCUCCAGGACUUCAGACAGAGCUCCUCGACACUGUGAGAGCUACC
This is a messenger RNA of Oncorhynchus nerka (sockeye salmon), 3680 nucleotides long. RefSeq names its product metabotropic glutamate receptor 1-like. The transcript is spliced from 10 exons. Gene Ontology annotation, cellular component: postsynaptic density membrane; plasma membrane. Lineage: Eukaryota; Metazoa; Chordata; Actinopteri; Salmoniformes; Salmonidae. Gene Ontology annotation, molecular function: adenylate cyclase inhibiting G protein-coupled glutamate receptor activity; G protein-coupled receptor activity involved in regulation of postsynaptic membrane potential. The record is from RefSeq and is a predicted model, not a curated record. The coding region runs from base 136 to 3672 and encodes 1178 amino acids. Gene Ontology annotation, biological process: regulation of synaptic transmission, glutamatergic; G protein-coupled glutamate receptor signaling pathway.